Molecule: messenger RNA, 822 nt
Organism: Trichomonas vaginalis G3
Lineage: Eukaryota; Parabasalia; Trichomonadida; Trichomonadidae
Product: integrase core domain containing protein family
Exons: 1
Coding region: 1-822 (273 amino acids)
Biological process (GO): DNA integration
Molecular function (GO): nucleic acid binding
Source: RefSeq, a predicted model, not a curated record
AUGAGUUUAAAAGAAGUAUUCGAAUCAUCACCGUGGAGGUCAUUUAAAAAAUUCUAUGAAGCUGCAAAGAAUGCGGGAUUUAAUGAUAGAACAGAAAUUAAGAGAUUUUAUGAUGAAAAUAUAGUUCAUCAGGUUAAAGUUAAUCCAUACGACUACUACCUUCCCAUUUAUUCUAAAACCCAUGAUGCAUAUCAAUUUGAUACACUCGUUCAGAGUAAGAAAGGAAGAAAGCCACCAUUUUUGAUUUUCAUUAAUGUUAAUACACGAAAAGCUUUUGCGUAUAUAAUGAAAAAUAAAGGAACAAAAGAAGUUUUAAGAGUUUUGCAGACGUUCGUGGCAGAACAUCAUCCCACUUCAUUAACUUCAGACCAGGAUUCAGCAUACCUCAGUAACGAAAUUACAGAAUUUUUGAUUAAACAUAACGUUACUCAUUACACGACUGAAGACCAUAACCAUAAUAUUUUAGGUAUCAUUAAUCGUUUCAUUCGAACGCUCAGAGAUUUAAAUAAAGAAAGAGAUUUUACGGAGGAAUCAAUGAAUAAAGUCAUUAAUGCUUAUAAUAAAUCAACUCAUAACAGCACAGGAUUUAAACCAAACGAAAUGACUUCAAAAGAGGAGGAUGAAUAUAUAAAACAAAAAAGAAUGUUAACGGAGGAAAGAAGAAGUUCAUCAUUACUACCAGGAACUAAAGUUAGAAUCAUUCUUGAACAUAAACCGCAUGAAAAAGUAAGAAAUCAGUUAAGUGAUGAUUAUUAUAUCGUUGAUUCCUCACAGGGUAAUGGUUAUUUAAUUAAAGCAGCUGACCAUUCGGUUGCGUUUUAG